Messenger RNA from Microthlaspi erraticum, 207 nucleotides. The record is from the annotation of a GenBank genome assembly. Lineage: Eukaryota; Viridiplantae; Streptophyta; Magnoliopsida; Brassicales; Brassicaceae.
AUGAAGCAAGUGGAAGAGGAGAAGAAGGCUUUGACAGAAGAAGGACCAAGCGAUGCUUAUUCUCAAGAAGAAGAUUUGGUCAAUACCGUGAAGGAGUUGAAAAAGGAGAUUGAGGAAAUGAAAGAAAAAGACCCCGUGAAUAAGAACAUCAUGACUGUGAAGCAGGAUAUCAUGGAUGCGAUUACAAAAAAAAAUGCAAUGGAGUAG